CGACUUGGCGUUUCCGGCAUGUUUUAACCGGCAGAUACGCUCCGCGUGUGUGUUGGAUAAUCUGGGUAAGACUUUUUCGCUCUCUCUGAGCUGGCCAGUCGGUAUCACUCCUCAAGUCUCUUCAGAAGGCGACCCGACACUUUGAAGCAAAGCCCUCUACGGCAUACGUGUCUGUCGAUCGAGUUUCUUUGACUGAGCGUGGAAGUGUUUAGUGUUCUGUUCUGUGUGGCCCUGUUUGUUUGUGUGCUGUUGCAGAGGAGGAGAAGUGGGUUGUUCGUCUGUGGAAAAACACGAUUGCCCUUCUCCGGCGGAAUGAUGGAGGAGAGGUACGAGCCGAUGAAGGAGCUCGGCUCCGGGAACUUCGGGGUGGCGAGGCUGGUGAGGGAUAAGAAGACCAAGGAGCUCGUUGCUGUCAAAUACAUUGAAAGGGGGAAGAAGAUUGAUGAGCAUGUUCAGAGGGAAAUCAUCAAUCAUAGAUCUCUGAGGCAUCCCAACAUCAUCAGGUUCAAAGAGGUCUUGCUGACCCCAACUCAUUUGGCUAUAGUCAUGGAGUAUGCAGCUGGUGGUGAACUCUUUGAGAGAAUAUGCAGCGCCGGUCGGUUCAGUGAAGAUGAGGCAAGAUUUUUCUUCCAGCAGCUUAUAUCAGGAGUCAGCUACUGCCAUUCCAUGGAAAUUUGUCACAGGGACCUGAAACUGGAGAACACACUUUUAGAUGGUAGCCCAACACCACGACUUAAGAUAUGCGACUUCGGUUACUCAAAGUCGGCUUUGUUGCAUUCACAACCUAAGUCGACCGUAGGAACACCAGCCUAUAUAGCUCCAGAGGUCCUAUCUCGGAAGGAAUAUGAUGGAAAGAUAGCGGAUGUCUGGUCAUGUGGUGUGACCUUGUACGUGAUGCUAGUAGGGGCGUACCCGUUUGAGGAUCCCGAAGAUCCUAGAAAUUUCCGCAAGACCAUAGGGAGAAUCAUGAGCGUUCAAUACUCUAUACCAGAUUAUAUACGCGUCUCUGCAGAAUGCAGGCACCUCCUCUCUCAUAUAUUUGUUGCCAAUCCCGCAAAGAGGAUCACUAUCCCGGAGAUUAAGCAGCACCCAUGGUUUCUAAAGAACUUGCCGAAGGAGCUGAUCGAGGGCGAGAGAACAAACUACGAAACAGAGCUGGACAAACCCCUUCAGAGCGUGGAGGAAAUAAUGCGGAUCAUCCAGGAGGCAAGGACUCCUGGGGAAGGUUCUAAAUCUGGGGUUCAAAGCACUGCUGGGCCCUCAAAUCCCGAUGAAGACGAGGACUUGGAGUCCGACAUCGAUGUUAGCGGGGAAUAUGUUGCUUAGAAUGGUACCCGCUGCCCCGAGGUAGAUCGACAAUUUGGCAGAUGAGAUGGACCUAUAUAUACACUUUUUCGCAUUGGAUGAGCGUGGUUUGAUUGCUUCUGUACAGUAGAUGAAAGUGUUUGCUUAAAGGUUUUGUUCUAAGACCACACAUCAAAUGUUGGUUUGAUAGAUUCUCUAUAUGGAAAAUUUGCACUUCUACAAUAA
Molecule: messenger RNA, 1530 nt
Organism: Punica granatum (pomegranate)
Lineage: Eukaryota; Viridiplantae; Streptophyta; Magnoliopsida; Myrtales; Lythraceae
Source: RefSeq, a predicted model, not a curated record